Messenger RNA from Diospyros lotus (date-plum), 1664 nucleotides. Its product is annotated as peroxisomal and mitochondrial division factor 1-like. The transcript has 2 exons. Bases 170 to 1240 code for a protein of 356 amino acids. Lineage: Eukaryota; Viridiplantae; Streptophyta; Magnoliopsida; Ericales; Ebenaceae. The record is from RefSeq and is a predicted model, not a curated record.
ACCCUAAUCGACCGUCUCAGAAAAGAAAGGUGGAGUUUAUUUUGUCGAUUUUCUCUCUCCGUGAUUGAUUCCUCCACUCAUUCCAGUAAUCUUUCCCUGAAAAUAUCUGUUUUUCUCACGGAAUUCUCAUCCGAUUUUCCGCAGAACAGGACAGAAUCACUGCUCGGAUAUGGCGGAUGCGGCGGCGAUCAACGGCGAAUCAAUGCGCGGGGGUGAUCGGGCUGUAGAAAUUGCCGGGAGCGAAGAUCGCGAAGAGGUUUUUGUCGAUUUCGAUGAAAGCGAUCCCAAGACUUCUAGUCUGAUUCAGAAGAUCGAAACUCUCGAACAGGAGAAGCGCGAAUUGGUCCAUGAGAACGACGUGGUGAAAGGGAGGAUCAAGAAACUGAAGGAAGAGACUGAAAAGUUGGAGAGUGACAAGGCCGAGUUGAAGAAAGAGGUUGAACAGUCUGAGGCUGAAAAAAAGACAUUACAAUCCGUUGCGGCGAGGGCAGCCGAACUCGAGACUGAUGUUUCGAGGAUGCAGCACGAUCUGAUCACUUCUAUGAGUGAUGCAGACGAGGCGAACAAGGAGAUCUCUGAAUUGAAGAUACUCGUUGAAGAAUUGAAGAAAAGUGAAGCAGAGAAGGAAUCGAAAGCGAUGGUGCUUGAGAAGGAGAGGAAUUUGCUGUUGGAACGGCUUCACAAGGACGGAGAGCAAAUGAAGGCAAUGACAGAGAGUAAAGUUCGUGAGUUGGAGAAGAAACUCGAAGCAUUGGAGGGGAGAGAAAGCGUUGAAAAGAGUGAGAGAAUUAAUAUUGAGCGAGAAGCCAAGGUGAAGCUUAAUGACAAAGACAAGGAAAUUCAGCAAUUAAAGAAGUCCAUUGAGGAUUUGGAUUCAGUAUUGGCAAGGAAUGGUCUGGAGAUGGAGAGGAUGAAAAAGGAGAGAGAAGAGCUGGAGAUUGAAAAGAAUGAACUGGAAGCACUUUUGAAGAAGUCAGAGAGAAAGGGUAACGAGAUGGAGGCUAAGAUUGCUCGAAUGCACAAGGAAUUUGAACAGCGCGAGGCUAUUAUUAAUGAGUUGAAAAACAAUACAAGGGAGAUGAUUAGUAGAAACAAGGCCGUCAUGGAUGGGGAUAUCGUUGAGGGAGGAGAGAGGGGAUUGUUCAGUUCGAAGUCACAGUGGCCUGUGCUUGCAGCAUCCACUGGAGCAAUUGCUGCGGUGGCGGUUUUGUACUACCUUCGAUCUGCAAGGCAGAAUUGAUUGCUUCAGAUUUAACAUACUUGAAGAGUCUUACAGGUUUUUGGAAUUUCGUUGUUCCAACAUUAAUAUAUUUCAAUUUUGUUAGAUGCUAUGUUUUUGUGGCCUUGUCUUAAGCUUUUGAACCGUAAUGUGCUCAGCACUUGGAUCUUUUUCUUGCUAGUACUAUAGGAACUGUAUUUUUGUUUGGCUCUCUUUAAUCUUUUUUAAGAGUAGUCCAGCAACCCUUUAAUUCUGCUCAUACAGUAUGGAGCAUGACUAUUGCAGUUAUAUGGACUUUAUGCAAAGUAAUGUUGGGAAAUAGCUCAGACUUUAAACAUUGAAACCUUCAAAUAUUUUGCUGGGAGCACAAAACUAGAAGACAUUUGUUGGCUGGUUUGAUCAUAUGUUUUUGCAAUUGUAAUAAGGGAUAUCUGGCUUGUUUGUU